CGGGUUCAGACUGAGAGGCUGUCUCUCGAACAGCCGCAGCCGAGUCCGUUGGGUUUGGGAACCUGUGGCCCGGCUCUCCACGCGUCCCCGUCCCCCCUGUGGCCCUGGUCCCGGCCAUGAAGCGCAUCUUCUCCUGCUCCAGUUCACAAGUGGCGGUGGAGAGGUGGAACCGUCGUGAUCAGAAGCUGCUGGAAGCUGUACAGAGGGGGGAUGUGGGACGCGUGGCUGCCCUGGCCUCCAGGAAGUCUGCCCGACCCACCAAGCUAGAUUCAAACGGCCAGUCCCCGUUUCAUCUGGCAGCCUCCAAAGGCCUGACAGAGUGUUUGACUAUACUUCUUGCAAAUGGGGCUGACAUUAACAGCAAAAAUGAGGAUGGAAGCACCGCCCUGCAUUUGGCUACCAUCUCUUGCCAGCCACAGUGUGUCAAGGUCCUGCUUCAGCAUGGUGCUAAUGAAGAUGCUGUGGAUGCAGAAAACCGUAGUCCAUUACACUGGGCAGCCUCCUCUGGCUGUGCCUCAAGUGUGCUCCUGCUGUGUGACCAUGAAGCCUUCCUGGAUGUGUUAGAUAACGAUGGACGUACACCCCUGAUGAUCGCAUCGCUGGGUGGUCACGCAGCUAUCUGCUCACAGCUACUGCAGAGAGGUGCCCGAGUUAAUGUCACAGACAAGGAUGACAAAUCUGCUCUGAUCCUGGCCUGUGAGAAAGGCAGCGCUGAGGUGGCGGAACUGCUCCUGAGUCAUGGAGCAGAUGCAGGGGCAGUGGACAAAAUAGGGCAUGAUGCUUUGCAUUAUGCUCUGCACACACAGGACAAGGCUCUGUGGAGGCUGCUCCGGCAGGCCUUAAACCGGCGACGGCAGGGAGGCCAGGGGAUGAUUCCAAACCCAGAUCUCACAUCCCAGGACUCUCUAUCUGAGCACCAGGUGGGUUCUCCACCUAAGAGCUCAUGGAGAGCAGAGCCUGAGGAGGAACAGGAAGAAGAGGAGGAGGAUGAAGAUCCAUGCUUAGAAGAAUGGAUAUGGAAGUAUGAAGAGGAGCAGAGGAAAGUUUCUCAGCUGGAGCAGGAGCUGGUACGAAAGACAGAAGAGUGUAAGGCUCAAGCAGCAGCCUACUUGGGCCUGGAGAACCAGAUUAGAGAGCAGGUGCAGGAAUUAGGGUUCCUCCUCUCUCAAGAGCCUGGAGUUCCAGUGGGACAAAGCUCUACUCUCCGGCCUGGAGGGGAUGGCAUGGAGCAGGGUCGUCCCCUGGACUUGCUGGCUGAGCGUAUACAAGAGUUAAAGCAGCAGCAGGCAGCAGCCACAGUAAACCCAUUAGCUCCCAAAAGAGUUGAGGAGUCAGCCCCAGAAAAGAUCCAGAAUGAAGUCCGUGGGCGGUCUCAACCAGAAGAACUGGGGUCAGCCCAGAGCCCAAGGUCUGAGGCCAUUGGGAAAGCCACAGGACAGCAACCAACCACCAAUGGGGGACAGAUCCGAAGCUCUGAUCAUACUGACCAGCUGUGUGCUGGCCAGAAAGAGAGACCCCAGGCCCCAGGAGUUGACCCAGCAGACACAGUGGCUGAACCAGUGGGUACAGCAGCCAUGAACCAACUCUUGCUACAACUAAGGGAGGAGCUGGCUGCAGUGUGGCGAGAAAAGGAUGCUGCCCGAGGGGCUUUGUCAAGACCCAUUCUAGAGGGAGCCCUGGGGACUCCUCGUGCAGAGGCUGCAGCAGCUGCUUGGGAGAAAAUGGAGGCCAGGUUGGAGAGGGUGCUGGUCAGACUAGAUCGAGCAAAGGCAGGACUAGAGGUGAAACCUGAGGUCCGGGCCCAGGAGAACAGAAUGGGUGUCCCAAAGGCAGAACCAGGAUGCAUCAAAGAGCACCAAGAGGAGAAGAGGGCUCCUGGGGCCCGAAGAGAACCUCUGGGGGACUCUGGAGGAGAACAGGCCCCAGGAGGAGGCCUGGCAAAGGCACAGCUGGAGAAGGAGGUGUCAGCACUGAGACUGAGCAACAGUAACUUGCUGGAGGAGUUGGGGGAGCUGGGACGUGAGAGGCAGCGAUUGCAGGGGGAGCUGCAGUCCUUGAGUCAGAGGCUUCAGCGGGAGUUUGUGCCCAAGCCGGAGGCGCAGGUUCAGCUGCAGCAAUUGCGGCGGAGUGUAGGACUGCUGAUGGAUGAACUGGCCAUGGAGAAGGAGGCCACAGAGAAGCUGCGCAAGCACCUGGCCUCCCAGAGCAGUGGUCUUCGAGGUCUAUGGGACUGCUUGCCCCCAGACCUGGUGGGCAAAGGGAGUGCACGAACCAGAGCCUCCGAGCCCCUGGAGGAGCUGCAGGUCUGCAUCAGCACCCUGGUAGAAAAGCAUCGUGAGACCCAGCACAUGCUAACCCGGUUGGAGGCGGAAAACCAGCAGCUGCGGGGAUCCCUGACCCCCAGUGGGGAGCUGGGCGCCUUCUCAAAGGUCCCAGUAUCCCCGCAAGUGGUUGCUCUGGAGCAAGAUUUGGGGAAAUUGGAGGAAGAACUGCGAGCGGUUCAGGCCACGAUGAGCGGGAAGAGCCAGGAGAUAGGGAAGCUGAAGCAGCUGCUCUACCAAGCCACCGAGGAAGUAGCUGAGCUGAGGGCCCGGGAGGCGGCCAGCCUGCGGCAGCACGAGAAAACUCGGGGUUCGCUGGUGGCCCAGGCCCAGGCUUGGGGCCAGGAGCUAAAGGCUGUGCUGGAGAAAUAUAACACAGCCUGCCGGGAAAUGGGUCGGCUGCGGGAGGCAGCAGCGGAGGAACAUCGCCGUAGCGAAGACCUGGCAGCUCGGGCUGCUGAACAGGAGCGUCAGGCCAGUGAGAUGCGCGGGCGCUCAGAGCAGUUUGAGAAAACAGUUGAGAUGCUGAAAGAGAAGAUGGAGCAUCUCAUUGGAGCUUGCCGGGAUAAGGAGGCCAAGAUCAAGGAAUUAUUGAAGAAGUUGGAGCAACUUUCAGAGGAGGUUCUUGCAGUUCGGGGUGAAAAUACUCGCCUUGCCCUGCAGUUGCAGGAUUCCCAGAAAAACCAUGAAGAGAUCAUCUCUACCUACAGGACUCAUCUGCUGAAUGCUGCUCAGGGAUACAUGGAACAGGAUGUGUACAAUAUCCUACUUCGAAUCCUCAGCAUACAAGAGGAGUGAGGCAACCUUAUUAUGCGCCCUCAGAGAUAACGGGAUUUCUUUGUUGUGACCUUCUCCUCCAGUCCAGAAAGAUAAGGGUUCCCUUUAGCAUGCUGACAUGGGGAGGAGGAGACUAAGGAUAUGGAGGUGUGUGCAUUUCAUUCUUGAAUUUCUUCUUUCAGGGAAUAAGAGCG
Messenger RNA from Sciurus carolinensis (gray squirrel), 3292 nucleotides. RefSeq names its product ankyrin repeat domain 35 (gene Ankrd35). The coding region runs from base 117 to 3119 and encodes 1000 amino acids. The record is from RefSeq and is a predicted model, not a curated record. Gene Ontology annotation, molecular function: actin binding. The transcript is spliced from 15 exons. Lineage: Eukaryota; Metazoa; Chordata; Mammalia; Rodentia; Sciuridae.